AUGGCGUCCUCUAGCACAGCAGCGGGUUCCUAUCCGCCUCUCUACCAGCCCCUCAACAAGGAUAAACGAGAGAUACGUCUUCUUGAGAUCCUUCCCAACACUCCUGACGGCAAAGUCAACUGCAAACUCCACACCGUCCUCCUUACACCGGAUCUUUACUACACCUGCAUUGCCUACGCCUGGGGUGACCCGAAAGUCACAGAAGAGAUCAUCGUUGAUGGUGUCCCACGGCAAGUUACCGUCACCCUCGCUACUGCACUUCGGCAUGUGAAGAAGCACUGGACUGUUAUCGAGCGAGAGGCAGAUCCUGAACUCGACACUUCCAAGUUCCGCUUGUGGGCUGAUGUACUCUGUAUCAACCAAAGUGAUUUAACUGAAAGACUAUACCGAGUCAGCAUGAUGGCAGAUAUCUACUCUUCGGCAGCAAUGGUUCUGGCCUGGCUUUCUUCCAGCGAUAAAGAUGUCAGCGAAGUGUUCAAGACUUUCGAACGGUUGGUCCACAUUGCCGAAGAAUAUGCUGGAACACUCAACCCCACGGGUCUUACAGAAGGCGAAAUUUUUGAGCGAUUUGCUGGAGUUUCUUGGGACCCGGAAAAGUCGUCUUGGCUCUCUACUGGCUUUACUUUUGAUGAAGCACGCUUCCAUUGGGUUUUCAGUGGGCCUUGUGAAGCCGUAUCGAAUUUCUGUCAACUAGAAUUUUGGAACAGAGUUUGGGUUCGUCAGGAGAUCAUUCUUGCAAGAAAGCUAUACUUUGUAUCUCCGUCUUAUUUCAUUCACCACUCGUCAUGUGUCGUGGCACUUGUCGGAAUAGACAACUACCUAAAACGCAAGGCUGGCAAGGAAAAGGAUUCUUUAAAACGGUACGCUAUUGCAAAACUCAAACGAGACGCCUGGAAAAUCUUGUAUGUCUUCGUGACCCGCCUUAUAGCUGAGGAAUCCGGUAAGGUCAAUGAAAUUAAAAGCAUUAGGCGUGGCAUGUGGUAUCUGAGCUUGUACUUCUCUCUAGAUUCCGAAGCUUCUAAUGCUCUAGACUGUGUGUACGGCCGCUUGGCUGUGACAGAAUCGCCAAUCAUACCUGACUAUACCAAGUCCAUCCGCGAGGUUAAUCUCGAGUUCAUGACGUGGGUUGUUUCUUGUUGGAAGUCUGUCCAUAAGAAGGCAAUGGAUUUGAAUCAUCGGAUUGUUAUCAAAGAAGGAUGGCGCUUGGGACAUUACAGCUUCUUGAAUCGCCAUGCUGUUGGCCUUAAACGGCUUUAUGGUCUACCAAGCUGGACUCCUGUGUUUAUAAAGAACGGCAGACGAAAUAACUCUGAAAGGCAUCUUGAGAUAAGGUACUGUGCAUUUGAAACAGUACCUGAGCUAUUCAACAAUCUCCUUAUAGAUAUUGUCGGCGAUAGCUUCUGGGUCAACGGUAUCAAGGCACAGACUGUAAAAACUAUCUACGAUGAGCCCGUGUCUUAUGAACUCAUGACAACCAGUUUACAAAAAUGUAUCAUGACUUUUACACAAUCACCCCAGGAUAUGUAUCCCAACGGCAAAAGCGUGCUAGAGGUACUUUGCUGCACUUUGCUCCAAACAAGAACAUAUGAGAACUUUGCUUUCAACGCCGGCCUUUGCAUUGGCAAAUGGCUUUCGCCCACGCGUCUAGUUCGGCAGGGCGAGUGGAGAAGACAAUGGUUACAAAAGCCAUACGUAGCUGCGGUACUAGCCGAGUGGAUAUUUGCGGGAAGGGCUUUCUACGGAAACAAGCUAUUUAUAACGGAGGAUGGCUAUAUUGGCACGAUGCCAGAGGCUGUUUUGCCUGGAGAUGUGGUCUGUGUUCUUGCAGCCUCUAACGAACUUGCAGUCCUCCGCCCAGAGGAUGACCACUACCUUUUUGUUGGGUGUUGCUUUAUGAUAGGCUUGAUGAAUGGCGAGGUCUCGGAGUUUCUGGCAUCAGGGAAGGCCAAGAUUGAAUCCAUUGAAAUCCGAUGA
Fusarium mangiferae is the source of this 1974-nucleotide messenger RNA. RefSeq lists its product as uncharacterized. The coding region runs from base 1 to 1974 and encodes 657 amino acids. The transcript has a single exon. The record is from RefSeq and is a predicted model, not a curated record. NCBI's taxonomy places the organism in Eukaryota, Fungi, Ascomycota, Sordariomycetes, Hypocreales, Nectriaceae.